AUGUCACAGACUGAGACUAUCUAUCUAUCUAUCUAUCUAUCUAUCUAUCUAUCUAUCUAUCUAUCUAUCUAUCUACCAGGACCUCAAACUUCUAUCAUUUCUGUAUCUUUCUCUUUCUUUAAUUUAUACCAAUUUUCUCUUUCUCACACUUUUUUUUUUUUUGCUUAUUCUCUUUUAUUUCCCUUUCUCUUUUACUUGUUUUUCAUUGUUUUACAAAAAGGCUUCUCCCACUUUCCUUUUUCUUUCUGUUCUUUCAAUUCACCAUUUAUAUAUCUUUCUUCACUUCCUUUUUCCAUUUUCCAUUCCACGUUCUCUUACUUUGAAAAUGCCUUUCAGAAUUGUCCUCUCCUUGGUUCAUUAAUUUAUUCUUUUCUUUUCUCUCGCUUUUAUAUCAUAUUCCUCUCUUAUAGUUUUUUUGUUCCUAAUCUAUCUCCAACCCUACGCCUUGUCACAUGUCUACACACUAUUUUACCUUCAAUGACAGAGAGUACCCAUGGGCUUCACAGGUUGACGGUGGGCGAACGGGUUGACAAAAUAAAGAAAACAAGUGUCUAA
Molecule: messenger RNA, 555 nt
Organism: Acanthosepion pharaonis
Lineage: Eukaryota; Metazoa; Mollusca; Cephalopoda; Sepiida; Sepiidae
Source: the annotation of a GenBank genome assembly